AUGUCAAAUAAACAAAUUAUUGGACCAUUUUUUUUCGAUGAUGAAACAGUUACUCAGGAUAAUUAUCUUGAAAUGCUUCAGAAUUACUUUUAUCCAAUUUUACAAAAGAAAAGGUUAACAAAGUCCAUCAUUUUUCAACAAGAUGGAGCACCUGCACAUUUUUCGAAAAUGAUCCGUUCCUGGCUUAACAAAGUCUUCGAUGGCAGGUGGACUGGAAGAGAUGAACCAAUAUCAUGGGCUCCUCGAUCACCAGAUUUAACACCAGUGGACUUCUAUCUAUGGGGACCUCUUAAAACAAAUGUCUACAAAACACCAGUACAAGAUUUAGAUGAUUUUAAAACUAGAAUAGCGAAAGAAAUCGAAAUAAUAAAAAAAGAAACUUUACAAGAUGUUUUUUCAGAAACUGUAAAACGUCUAAAUUUUUGUAUUGAAGUUAAAGAAAUAAAAGAUUAUUUUAUUAAACAAAUUAUUGAAAAUAUUUAUACAACUGAUUCAUUUUCUGAUGAAGGUAUUCGAAUGAUAUUUCUUAAUGCAUUAAAAGAAAUAAUAAAACAAGAAGAUAAAUUAUUACGACAACCAUUUAAUGCUAUGUGUAGAAUAUUAAAUUUAAAUUAUAUUUUUCAUCAACUUGAUAAAGAAAUAAUUCAAACACUUUUAAGAAAACGUUUUGCUCUUAUGUGCAUUGAAAAUCAAUGUUCGAAAACAAAACAUGGUCCAGAACAUUUAAUUAUUGUUAAACAACAAUUAUAUGAUAUUCUUUUUGAUACAUUAUGUGGUAUUCCUCGUCAAAAUUCAUUCAAACAAAUUGAUAUUAAUAACAAACAGUUACAAGAAUUUUUAAGCAAAUCUUACGAUACGGCUAUGAAUGCUAUUGAUAAACUUGCUGAAAAUAUAGGUACUAAUCGUUUAACAAUACUUCCUAAGGAGGUUGUAUCAUUUAUUUUAUAUCUUUUAACAACUGUACUUAUACAUGAUCGACCUAUGAAAUUAUAUACUGAUUUUGCUUUAAAAUAUCGACCACUUCGUGACAAUAUGCAAAUUGAAUGGUCCAAAUUUGAAAAGAAAGUAAAUGAAGAUGUAUUUGGUCAUUAUCAUACUAUGUCUUUAUCAGUUAUACCUGGAUAUACAAUUAAUCUCGGACGAUUUUCUUGUCCAAGUAAAUUAUUUUUCAAUACUGAACCAUUAUGGAGACAAGAUAUUGAAAAUAAACGCAUCAAUAUAACAACAUUGAUGAAUGAAAUAAAAGUUAAUCUUGACAAUAAACUCAAAGAAUAUUAUGGAAAUGCUAUACCAAAUACGUCAAGUGCGCACUGCCUUUUACAUAACACUGUUGCUACUGUUCUUGAAAAUAAAUACGCUAAUGACGAAUUAAUGAAUGAACAAAUGAUUAUGGAUUGUAUGAUUCAUAUUGGUCAAACUGCAGGAAGAAAAGGAAAUAUUUAUGCUGAUUACAUUUUUCCAUAUGUUGUUUUAAUAAUUGAACAUUAUUUGAAAUUUCGUAAAAUAACAAAAAAUAUGACGAAACCUAAUGAUGAAGAGUUAUCACGUUCAUAUCAAUAUAAAAUUAUAACAGAAUUAGUUGCUAGUGGAAUGGAAUAUGAUGAAAGUACAAAUGAAGUUUUAUUUGAAUCAUCAAAACUAAAAAUUCCACAUAUGAUUACACUAGACAAUAGUAAAAUUGAUUUCGAUAACUUAAAAAAACGUGUGCAAGAACUUUAUAUUGUUUCAAGGAAAAGUUCAAAUAAUAAUAUGAGUCAAACAUGUUUGAAUAUUGAAAUACAAGAUUUUAUUGAAUUUGGCUAUAAAGUGAAUGCUGAUGAUCUUUUACCAAAAUGGACACAAGAACAACAGAAUAUUGUGUCAUCAAUAAUAACUGAUAUUGAUCAAAUCGAACAACCAAUAAAAUAUGUAGCUGGUUUAGAUAUAAGUUUUGUGAAAACAAAUGAUAAAGCUGUUGCAUCUAUGGUCAUUUUUAAUUAUGAAACAUUAAACAUCGUUGCUAAAAUCAGUGUUAAUUGUAAUAUGAAAAUUCCAUAUAUAGCUAGUUAUUUAGCAUUUCGUGAAGCUCCAGUUUUUAUGAAAUUAAUUGAUAUUCAAAAAGAACAUUGUCCUCAUUUAACACCACAAGUUAUUUUAAUGGAUGGAAAUGGUGUUUGGCAUCCUCGUCGUGCUGGUAUUGCUUCACAUUUCUCUCGUGUAAUACCAUCAGCAUAA
Rotaria sp. Silwood2 is the source of this 2214-nucleotide messenger RNA. The record is from the annotation of a GenBank genome assembly. Lineage: Eukaryota; Metazoa; Rotifera; Eurotatoria; Philodinida; Philodinidae.